UGUACACGGUGUCUUAUAUGUGGUACUCGGGUAUUGGUGUGGUAACAGUGGUAGUGGUGGGAAUGAUUGUCAGUCUUAUAACUGGUGUUACUGAUACCUCAAAGUUAAAUCCAAAACUGAUAUGCCCUGUGUUUGACAUAUUCUUCCCGUAUUUACCAGAAAGUUGGAGAAAACCACUCCGGUUCGGAGUUAGGCAUGGGGAGGACAUAGAAGAUGAGCCUGAUACUAUAGAGAAGAGGAAAGAAAAGGAUUGCCAGUCUACAUUUUAAAUGAAGAAAUCCGUCCUUACAUUAUCAACGGAAAAUCUCAGCAAAUCAAUGGACAUGACAAUAUUGCCCAUGUUGACCCUACAUAUGAUACAAAACUUUAAAUCACCGUUAUCCAGUCACAUUAUAUAU
This is a messenger RNA of Ruditapes philippinarum (Manila clam), 398 nucleotides long. RefSeq names its product sodium-dependent multivitamin transporter-like. The transcript has 3 exons. Bases 18 to 269 code for a protein of 83 amino acids. The record is from RefSeq and is a predicted model, not a curated record. Lineage: Eukaryota; Metazoa; Mollusca; Bivalvia; Venerida; Veneridae.